UUUUUUGCUACACGUAUUCUACUUCACACCACACAACCAACUCUAAUUCACAUCCACACACCUUAGACAUUGGAGGUCUUCUCCGUCAACGUUUCUCCCUCCCUCGCUCAUCUCUCCCUAAACCACCAUCGCUUCUCAUCUCUCCUUCCUUUGAUUUGCUCAAAGAUGGCCUACGCUGCUCUGUCUUCACUUGCCCAAACAACACACCAAAUCCUCAAUCACGAUCAAUACCUCAUCUCCCACGAUGAAAAACAACAAGUCACACUGCUCCGUGGAAAAGUUAUUUUCUUGCGAGAAGCUUUCCACAAGUUUCCAAAGCAAGCCAGCAGCUUGGAAGCAAGAAUCAGGGGCUCCGCCAACCAGGCAGAGGAUAUCAUCGAGCAUUUCAUGUACGACCAAAUUUGGAAUCAUUAUUAUUCGACUACAAACAACCCUCAUCAUCUUCAUAAUGACCUAGAAAAGGCGAUGGAGGAAAUCAACUCGAUUUCUCGAGAGGCAGAGGACUUCACAACAGAAGACUCGGCGGCGCUUGGUGAUGAUGAUAGCCCUACUGUGAGGAUUUCAUCGUCAAUGCAGCAGCUCUCCGGCGGCAUCACGGUCGGUCUUGACGAGGAUCUGCUAAAAAUCGUCGAUUCGCUCAACGGAGGAUCAUCCAACCGCCAGAUCAUCCCAAUCGUGGGGAUGGGAGGAAUCGGGAAGACAACACUGGCUCAGAAGGUUUAUCACCAUCCGAAGAUCACGGAGACUUUCGAGAUUCGUGCUUGGGUCACAGUAUCACAAGAUUACAAGGCCCAAAAUAUCUAUUCGGAUCUCUUAGCUUGCUUUGAAGAAGUCGGCAUUGAAAGAUUUGAACAGAGCAAUGAGUGUUUGGAGGUAAAAGUCCACAAAAUCUUGAAGGGAAGGAAGUACCUCAUCGUAUUGGAUGAUAUGUGGAGUCAAAACGCUUGGGAUGAUGUUAACAUUUAUUUUCCUGAUGACGGUAAUGGGAGUCGAAUUGUGAUAACCACGAGGUUAGUGGAUGUGGCUUCUUACUCUAGCAGUCAUCUUCAUCAGAUGCGUUUCAUGGAUCAGCAUCAAAGCUGGGAUCUGCUCAAGAAGAAGGUGUUUCCGAGCAAAGAUUGUCCAUCUCAUUUGGAGGAGAUUGGAGUGGAGAUUGCCAGAAGGAGCGGAGGAUUGCCCCUUGCAAUUGUGCUAGUUGCAGGUAUGUUGUCCGCAGUGAGUGAGACUGAAUUCUCAUGGAAACAAGUUGCAGAGAAGGUAGGCUCAGCUGGGGAGUUGGAGAAGAUAAUAUCUUUGAGUUACACCAACUUGCCUCAUCAUUUGAGGUCAUGCUUCCUGUACGUGGCAGCCUUCCCCGAAGAUUACGAGAUUCGUGCCUCAAAGCUCAUCAAAUUGUGGAGUUCUGAAGGAUUUGUGGAACCAAGAGCCGGUAGAAGCUUGGAAGAGUGGGCCAUUGAGUAUUUGGAAGAUCUUGUCAAGAGAAGUCUAGUUUUGGUGAAAGAGAGGAAGUCUGAUGGCAAAAUCAAAAAAUGCAGCGUGCAUGAUCUGGUACGUGAGAUCUGCAGAAGAAGAGCUGAGGAAGAAAAUAUUCAGCACCGCGUGAGUAUUGCUCAUCCUGAUCUAUUUCUCCUUGCAAGAACUUAUUGUUCAACUCUCCGCUCUGUUAUAUGCUUUCAACUAAUUAGUGCAAGUUCGUUAGACGCCCUACGAGUGUUUAAAUUGUUGAGGGUGUUGGAUGUGGUGGAUGAUUGUAAUGAGCACCCGUUGCCGGCUCAAGUAUUUGACCUGUUUCACUUGAGGUACCUUGCUUUCGCGUGUCCAAAUGAGAUUCCAGCAGCCAUAUCUAGGCUUCGGAAUCUCCGGACAUUGAUCAUCUGUCCGAGGAUCAGAUUAAGGCGCUACAUAGAGGAUGUGGUAUAUUUACCAUUAGAGAUAUGGACGAUGCCACUAUUGACUCAUCUUGUUUCCUAUUAUAGUCUUCUGCCUGAUCCAGGAGUGACUUCUCCUCUGAAUAGACUGCUGGAGCUUUCGGUAGGAAGAAGGUUCGUAUGUACCAAAGAGAUUACAGAAAUGAUUCCCAAUGUGAGAAAGCUGGGAAUCACUUAUUUUGGAGGCAAAUUCAGAGAAAACUACCAGCUCUACAAUCUUGUCUUUCUGCAUCAUCUUGAAAAGCUGAAACUAGUUAUGGAGGAUGGUUAUGUUAUCCCGCGUAAUGUUCGGCCUGUUUUUCCAGAGUCGCUGAGAAAGUUAACCUUGAAUGGAUGGCGAUUUCCAUGGAAAUACAUGGAAACUAUUGGCUCCCUGCCUAAUCUUCAAGUGCUCAAAUUGAGAAAUGGUGCCUGCAGAGGCCGUACAUGGGAAACUAAGGAAGACCAGUUUCCUAGUCUGGAGUUUUUGGAGAUUAAUAAAUGUAAUUUGAAGAAUUGGGUUACUCAAGGGAGCCAUUUCCCAAGACUCAAGUGCCUUGUGCUUUUUGAUUGUUCUCGCUUGAGCAAGAUACCAAGUGACAUUGGACAUAUACCAACACUUGAAUUGAUUGAUGUUUAUUCUGUUCACAAAUCUCUUGUAAAGUGUGUGAAACGGAUCCAAGAGGAACAACGUGAAUGCGGAAACGAUGCCCUUCAAGUUCAUUGCACGCGUUAUCGGGAUUGGAAGAAUCUGAUGGGAAGGGUUACAGUUACAGCACCAGCAACAAUAGCAUUAAUUGCGUUCAUCCAGGAUUUAAUAGUGGAGCGGGCUGAAAAUUAAAUACUUCAACACGUUAAAUUUUCAAAAUAACAAAAUAUUUCGAUGUUCACAUAAGUUGUGCCCUGUGAGACUUCAAUACAUAAAAUUUAGGGUUAAUAGUAUUUUAUGUCCCGAACUUUCAACGUUUUCCACAAAAUGUCCCGAACUUUCAUUUUCUCCUAAAAAACCCUGAACUUUCAGUUUUUUCCAUAAAAUGUCCUGCUAUACAAAAUUCGAUGACAAAAAGAUGAAUUAUUGUCCCCUUGGGAUGGCCUAGUGGUUGGGGUGGUUGCCUGUUGUCCAAGAGAUCACAGGUUCGAAUACUCUCGGCCACAAUAACCACUAGGUGGGGUGUGUGUGUGGUUUGUAUUAUUUAUAAUGCAAUUUCAUCAAAAAAAAAAAAAGAUGAAUUAUCUCGCUGGAAGAAAUAUUUUGGGGACCACUAUUGUUGAAAAACCAUACUGAGAACCACCAUUGUUGGAAAACGGUGAAAGUUCGGGAUUUUUUUAUCAUCUUUCCGUCAUCGAAUUUUGUAUAGCAGGACAUUUUAUGGAAAAAACUGAAAGUUCGGGGUUUUUUAGGAGAAAAUGAAAGUUCGGGACAUUUUGUGGAAAACGCUGAAAGUUCGGGACAUAAAACACUAUUAACCCUAAAAUUUAUCAAUAACUUAGUCUAUAUGUAUAUCUUUAACAAAGUCUCUCUCAAUAUAUUAUAUAAAGCAUUAGCGAAUCUUCAAGUAAAUCAUCCCCCAUCUUGUUACGAAGUGCCGUUUUCACAUGCUUCAUUGAAGAAAAUGUUGUUCAGUUGUAGCAGUAGAAACAUGCAAUGUCAAAAUAAGAUGUAUUAAGCAUAUAGUAUGUGGUGAUGUAGCUGCAGAACCAACAUGAGUAAGAAAUGCACAUUUAUUUCCUUGAUUUAUUCUUUUCCAAUUGUCA
Messenger RNA from Salvia miltiorrhiza (redroot sage), 3662 nucleotides. RefSeq names its product putative late blight resistance protein homolog R1B-14. The record is from RefSeq and is a predicted model, not a curated record. The coding region runs from base 166 to 2748 and encodes 860 amino acids. Gene Ontology annotation, molecular function: ADP binding. The transcript has 2 exons. Lineage: Eukaryota; Viridiplantae; Streptophyta; Magnoliopsida; Lamiales; Lamiaceae. Gene Ontology annotation, biological process: defense response to other organism.